Molecule: messenger RNA, 5428 nt
Organism: Electrophorus electricus (electric eel)
Lineage: Eukaryota; Metazoa; Chordata; Actinopteri; Gymnotiformes; Gymnotidae
Gene: cckbra
Product: cholecystokinin B receptor a
Biological process (GO): neuropeptide signaling pathway
Cellular component (GO): plasma membrane
Molecular function (GO): neuropeptide receptor activity; gastrin receptor activity
Source: RefSeq, a predicted model, not a curated record
UCUCAGUUCAGAAAGACGUUUAGCAUCCUGGCGACAGCACUUACACGCAGCGACAAUGCGAAGAAGUUCUAGAAUUUUUUCCAUGGACCAUCCGACCACUAUACUGAAUGUUUUGGCAGACAGAAUGUAGUAGCCUAUAAACUGCUCUUUUCCUGAGCAGUGCAGUGCGUAGCUUAUUUGGAUAGACUAAAAACUGUGGAAAUGUAACACAUUUUUUUUUCAAAAGCAAAAGCGUUGUUACAGACUCUUUCUAAUUCCUUUGAUUAUUAAAUAUACUCGCAAUACUCUGCCCGCUGCGCAGUGUAUUGAUUUACAAAUAAUUCAUAUGGAUUUACAAAGAAUGAAUCAAACUCAAGCAACGUUCUGGGAGUGUAUAAAAGCUUCAGGCAAUUCUUCAAUAAACCACUCGUCCGCCACCUGUAGCAAUGCGUCAAUAAUUCCAAAACUUCAGCCUAGCCGACAAAAAGAGAUGGACUCACUGCGCAUCCUCCUGUACUCCCUCAUCUUCCUCCUCAGUGUGUUUGGCAACCUGCUGAUCAUCAUGGUGCUGCUGGUGAACAAACGCAUGCGCACCGUCACCAACUCCUUCCUUCUCUCGCUGGCCGUCAGUGACCUUAUGAUGGCCAUCUUCUGCAUGCCCUUCACGCUCAUUCCCAGCCUACUGGAGGACUUCAUUUUUGGCGCCGCCAUGUGCAAGACUGUGACCUACUUCAUGGGUAUUUCGGUGAGCAUUUCCACCUUUAGUUUGGUUGCCAUAGCAAUCGAGAGGUACAGUGCCAUCUGCAAUCCACUGAAGUCACGGGCCUGGCAGACACGCUCCCACGCCUAUAAAGUCAUUGCUGCUACCUGGGUGCUAUCCGUGGGUAUCAUGGUGCCAUACCCAGUCUUCAGCACAUUGGUGCCCUUUCCCAAACCCAACAACUCCACGGGUCACAUGUGUCGGCCUGACUGGCCCAUGAGCCAAGUGGAACAGACCUGGUAUGUCUUGCUGCUGUUUAUUCUAUUUUUCAUCCCUGGUGUGGUAAUGAUCAUUGCCUAUGGUCUCAUCUCCAGAGAGCUCUACAGAGGCAUUCAGUUUGAGCUGGACCAAAAUAAAGACUGCAAUGUACUGAAGAACGGCCUGAAUGACACCACAUCCCACAGCCAAGACGACAGCGACGGCUGCUACAUUCAAGUGCCCAAGAAGCCUCCGGUCAUGGAGCUCUCCACACUCAGCGCCUCAGCCACUUCCAAGACAGACCGGCCACGAAGCAACACCUCGGAAGCCAAGCUUCUUGCCAAGAAGCGCGUAAUCCGUAUGCUGAUCAUCAUCGUGGCCAUGUUCUUCAUCUGCUGGAUGCCCCUCUAUUCGGCAAACACAUGGAAGGCCUUUGACCAGCGCUCGGCCAAGCGGGCGCUCUCCGGCGCUCCCAUCUCCUUCAUCCAGCUGCUGUCGUACACCUCAGCCUGCGUCAACCCCAUCAUCUACUGCUUCAUGAACAAGCGCUUCCGGAAGGCGCUACUGGCCACCUUUGCCUGCUGCGUCCUGCCGUGUCGUGUUUGCCGGAGGAGGGAAGGUGAUGAAGAGAUUACUGGGUUCACGGCUACGUCCAUGUCAAAGUUUAGCUACACUACUGUUAGCACAGCGGGGCCGUGUUAACUCCACAGUUUGUCCAGGAUGACCGCAGAGAGGUGCUGUGUGUGUUCAAUGCCUUGUUUUAUUUUGAGAGUACUUACUGGUCAUUGUGGUGUGUUUUCUGACUCUUUCGGCAUGCUUUAUCUGGUGAGUAUCUUCCGUUUUUCGAGUUUCUGUCUUGUUAGGAAGCUUAAGUAGUCACGCAUUUACAUGUUUGUUUCUAGUUCCAACAAUGUUAAAACUUUUAGAUGCGACCAAAAAUUGACAGACAGCAUGAACAAGGAUGGCAAGGCUAUUACAGUUUAGAAGAAAAUGCAGAGCCUGAUCCUCCAAAGAACCACCCAUACAGACUGAUACAAACACACACACACACAAAAAAAAGAAAAAAAGAAAUCCAGAAAGACUAUGGGCAAUGGUUAAAAAACAAUCUACCUAACCCAGACUGUGCUACACAGGAUAACCAUGUAGAUCAAAUAUUACUUCUGUGGUGUUAUGUCAUUUAUUGCAUGAUACAAUCUAUGAAUACACAUGAAUACACGCUUGUCUAAGAUCACCUGUGUGGCUACAAAAUGGUAAAGUUGUCAUUGAUUUGCAUGCAUGGUUAGGUGUAUACCCUAGUCUUCUAUUGUUUAAGUGUGAGUUUCUGAUCUUUGGCUGGUCCUAUGUGAAUUGUGUUGAUGUGCUGAGUGACUGGAUUCUGUAUAUCAAAUAAUGACAAACCGUGUCACGAGCCUGUAAGGACUCUCAGGCAGAUGCGCCUUACUUCCAGGUCCUUGAUGCAUAUCUCGCAGCUCAUUGGUCAAAAAUCGAUUUGGUUGCUAAAUGGAGGGAUGAAAGCAUAUGACUCACGGUAAUCUACCAUUCUCAACCACUGCUAUGCCUGAGAUGCAGCCAGACUCGCUCACUCAAGUCGAACAGUUUUCCUCUGGGCAGGGAAGUAAAACAGACAAGGGAUAAUAAACUGGAGAAAUGUUCUUCUCGACAGCACUGGUAUCGCUGUAUGAACCCACACCAUUUAAAAGCAAAACCAAAAAAAAAAAAGCAAAGAAGCUAAUUUGCCUGUGUGUGGCUAAUCUUCUGAAUACAGAAAUAGGAAUCUGCUUUCUCCUUGUCUUUUCUGAGGUUAAUGCAUUCAGUUAGGUCUGUUAACAUCCUGUCCAAAAAUGAAAUCUGGCACUGGCCAGUCCAGCAUUUCUGAUUUAUGAGAGUGCUGGCUGCAAAGCAUGAUUCUUUAUUCUAGACUUUGAGCACAAAUCUUCUUCUCAUCCUACUUCAUUGAAUCUUAAAUCAACCUUUAGAAUUGUGUGCUGUUCAAUAUCUUGGUACAAACUUGGUAUAAAAAAAAACAACUUUGUGGUUGUUGAGAUUAUGAAAUUACUUUUAACUGUAGCUCAGGCAUUCUCUCUCUGUCUGGAAUGCAUAUCUAACUUGGUUAUCUCUCUGUACAUUCAGCCCACAGUUCCUUGGCCCUCCUUUCCUUCUCUCUAUCAUAUAUACACACCUUACACAGAUAAAACACACACACACACACACACACACACACACACACACACAAUCAUUUGUUUCCUCCUUCUUUGUCCUUUUAAGCUUGACCUUUGUAUUGCAAAGUCAUAUCAAACACAGGGGCCUUUGGGAGAAAAGUGCAGGAGUGUUUUCUCAGUGUAGCAGACUGACUCCGAGCGGAGCAGGUGGUGGUGCUUCUCCACAGGUGACAGUUUCAUGUCAUGGUAGACUGCUAAGUUCGCUCAUGAAAAAACAAAUCUCAUUUGCUGACCUUAGGUUUAGUUCAGCAUUCCUGUUUUAUUAAGGCUUCUAUGGAUAGGCACCCUAGAAUCUUUACGGGUAAACUGUAGUAAUCUGUGCUCAUGAUUAUUUUGGCAAAUACCCUGUAACCUCUUCCUAAAAAUGAAUCUUUACCAAAUGAUACAGAAAGUAACACUGCAAACAAGUGAGCAUAUUUACCUGGGAUACACCUUUCAUCCAUACUAUUUGUGUAGCCCAUAGUUGCCUAUUACCCUGUAACAGUUUACUCUGCAUGUGCCUUCACAAGUGCUCAAACGUGUUGGCUUGUUUAUUAGUGUGUUACUGACACUGUACUUACCUGUUCAUGGUGAAGUAUAUUCACUGAAUGAACAGCUUAGCAAGUAGCUUCUGGAGUCAAACCUACAAGACAUGGCAACAGGGAAAGGUUUUUUGAGUUACAAGAUUUUUUGGUGUGAUUAAAAGGUGGGAUUUAAAGGGAAAAUUAUGCUUAAAUAAGUGGAAAGUGUAGGAAAUUUAGCUUUAGACUUUAAUGUGUAUCAAAUUUUGGUGUUUAUUACUAUGACAAACCCAUAUCAUAUCAAAGAAAAUAAUGUUUUAUUAAAUCAUCUUGUAACCACGUAAUAAUGUUUCUCUUUAUAUGGUAGGUACAUAUUAAUAUUCUGGAACUUUUCUGUAUGUUUUCAUUUGAACUCUGUUUUAUAUUUCAAGCAAAAUGUCACCAAAUAGAAAAAUGAAUCUAAUGCAGCUUGGAAGUAGAAUAUGAAUAAUUAAUUGUAAACUAGUUUAUUUAUAAAGUUGGACUAUAUGUGAGGGGUGGGAGGCAGCAGUCAAGUGUCUGUAAGAUCUAAUAUCCAAAGACUAAUAUUCAGGGGAUGGGUUUGCAAAGGAACCAAUGCAUUGUGGGUGUUUGGCCAUUUGUGGAUAUUUUCAGUGUCAUCCAAAUCAUACAUCAGCUUCGAGAAACUGAUGCAAAAGAAAAAGGUUUUUUUUGGCUGAAACACCACAGUCUCUCGGCCACCGCAGCCUUAACGAGUGUGCGUGCGUGUGUGUGUGUGUUUAUCACAUACUGCCAGGCCAUACUUGCCAGUGGAAGGCGACUAGUGGCAGAAUUUGUAAUGUAAAUAUAGACUAGUGCCAAUUUGUGAAUAGUUGUUGUUCAGUUGUUGUAAGUGCUCUACCACUUUUGGGGUAUAUGAUAGUCAUGUUGCUACUGCACUGUUUUCAUUCAUACCUUGAUCCAUAUUUCUGGCCUUAGUGAUUAACAUCCUCCUUGUUCCUUGUUGCUGAGAAACGAGAAUGCUUUUCUGCAGGUGAAGAUCAUCACACCAUACUUUGUAUCAGUAAUUCAAUAGCCCUUGGGAGGAAACAUGCUGUAAUAACAUGUCCUGCUUGAGCUACACUAUAGUUGUGUAGUUGUGGGCUACACCAUAAAGUUGUUUAUGGGUAAUCUGCUCUUGUCGGGACUCACACUUUUGCCCAUUGAUUUGCUACCUCUACAGCACUAGACUGGGAGAACAACAGGGGCCAUUUUAGAUUGUGUGACAAGUUAAUUGACAACUCACUCUCUAUAAUUAGAAUCAAGCAUUCUUUCCCUGUUGUAUAUUCCAUGUAUUUGCAUCAGUAGGUAAAUAUGCAUCCACUUAAAAUUGUUUAUGGGCUUUCAAACAUUGCUUGCAAUUUUGUCUAGCUUGGAAUUUUCUUAUACAAGAUGAAUGUUAGAAGCAAUUUUGAUUGCUUAUUAUGAAACAAAGAAGCUGAACACAUAUUUGUGAUUAGCAAUCCAUCAGCAUAACAUUUAAAUCUAUCUCUUGCCUUUUUGGAUUACUGCUCAUCAGUGGAACUAAAAUAUACUUUGAAUGUAUAUCUGCCUAAUGCUGUCAUUGCCGAUAUCAAUAAUGUCAGUACUGCCGCUCUCUUUGCAGCAGCUGUCACUGUUUAAAAGCUCUUUCUCAUUCUGUCAAGAAUGAGGAGCAGCUUGCGUUGCUAUGUGUAGGUGUCCAUGUAAUGUUGGAACUCAAGCUGAAAUAAAGAAUACAUUGUCUAAGCUUA